Messenger RNA from Coffea eugenioides, 3003 nucleotides. RefSeq lists its product as uncharacterized. Bases 1 to 3003 code for a protein of 1000 amino acids. Gene Ontology annotation, molecular function: DNA helicase activity. The transcript is spliced from 7 exons. Gene Ontology annotation, biological process: telomere maintenance; DNA repair. The record is from RefSeq and is a predicted model, not a curated record. NCBI's taxonomy places the organism in Eukaryota, Viridiplantae, Streptophyta, Magnoliopsida, Gentianales, Rubiaceae.
AUGCGCAUUUUAGCCGGCAAUUCUUAUGCCAAAUUCUUUAAGGAUUUGCGUCAUAUUCCUGAUCUCGAACACCAUAGAAUUGUUCUUAAUUGCAAUCCUGCUCUUGAUCAGCGUAUAUAUAAUCUUCCAUUAGCUUCUCAAGUUGCUGCUAUAUGGAUUGAGACUGAUGAUGAAUCAGUUGAUAAGUCAGUUCAUAUUCAGUAUCCUUUAUUAUUUCCUUGUAGUGAGUCUGGAUGGCACCAUGGAAUUCAAAGGAUUACGUGCGAAAAUAGGAAAAGAGCGCAUCAUGUUUGUGAAGAUGAUAUUCCUAUUGAUCUAGCAUCUAUCAGUGGUCCAUCUGAUUUGAUUAACCUGGAACAAAGAGUCGCUGAUCAUGGCAAGAAACAAAAAACUAAUGUCACUGCUAGGGAAUACUACUACUAUAGGUUUCAAAUGAAAAAUGACGAUGAGUCCAUGUUGUUACAUGCGCUGAGAUUGUUACAGCAGUAUGUUGUUGAUAUCUACGUUAAGAUAGAGACAUCUAGGCUUAAUUUUCACAGAAACAAACAAAAUACCAUUCGGACUAAAGCUCUUCAAGGAAUAAUGGAUAGUGUCUCUUUAGGCCAGACGUCAGGUUCUAAAGUUGGCCGGCGAAUAUAUUUGCCAGUUUCGUUUCUCAGAGGACCGCGAGAUAUGAGGCGUAGAUAUCUUGAUGCAAUAGCUUUAGCCAAAAAAUAUGGAAAGCCUGACAUUUUUUUGACCAUGACAUGCAAUCCACUGUGGCCAGAAAUUCAGGAACAUUUAAAGUACAAAGAAAAAUCUCAGGACAGACCCGAUCUUUUAGCUAGAGUGUUCAGGGCAAAGUUUGAAAUACUGAGAGUAGAGUUGGUUGCAAAGAAAAUAUUUGGAGACGUUGCAGCCUAUGUUUAUUUUAAGCCUCUUAAUCCAGAAGCCUAUGAUAAAAUUGUUUCUGCUGAGCUGCUUGAUCGUAAAGAGCGUCCUCAUCUUUAUUCUCUUGUUAUAAGACACAUGAUACAUGGCCUUUGUGGAAAAAUGAACAAAAACAGCCCUUGUAUGAAAAACGGUGUUUGCAAAAAUUACUAUCCAAAAGGGUAUUCUGAACAUACGACUCACGGUGAGGAUAGCUAUCCAAAUUAUCGCAAACGAAAGGAUGGCAAAAAAAUCAGAGUCAAAGGUUAUGAUUUGGAUAAUAGGUGGAUCAUCCCGUAUACUCCAUACUUGCUAGCUUUGAUUGAUUGUCACAUCAACGUGGAAAUUUGUUCAACUAUCAAGUUAGUUAAGUAUUUAUACAAAUACAUAUUUAAAGGCGAUGAUCUUGUCAACUUCCACAUCAUAGUUGAUGAAACACCUCAAGAUGUUGAUGAGAUCAAGGAGUUCCAGCGAGGUCGAUGGGUUUCUCUUCCAGAAGCUUUGUGGCGAAUUUAUGCAUUUCGAUUGAAUGAAAUGACCCCUGCUGUUUAUAGUCUUCAGCUCAAAGUCUCAAAUGUUUGUAUCGAGAUUUUGCUCAGCACUUUUAUGUGGACACCUGCUAAAAGAAACUGGAUAGAAAGAAGCAAACACAAGGUUAUUGGCAGGUUAGUCACUGUUAAACCAAGCGAAGGUGAUAGGUAUUAUUUAAGACUUCUUCUCUUGCAUGUUCGAGCUCGUGCAUCCUUUGAUGACUUCUUGACAGUUAAUGGAUGUAAACUGAAUUCAUUUAGAGAGGCUGCUUUAGAGCUUGGCCUCUUAGAAUCUGAUUCUUUCAUUGAGGCAACACUUGAAGAAGCUGCUGGUUUUCAGAUGCCUUCUUUGCUUAGAUUUUUAUUUGUUACUUUGCUUUUGCAUUGUGCUCCAACAAAUCCAAGUCUUUUGUGGGAAAAAUUUGAAAUGAAACUUUCCAGAGACUUCGAACGAGCGCAGACUGUUUUUUCGUCCAAAGGCCAGAGCUUUUUCAUUGAUGGUCCAGGGGGAAUGGAAAAAAUAUUUUUAUAUCGUUCUCUUCUUGCAACACUUAGAUCGCAGGGAUACAUUGCAAUAGUUGUAGCGACUUCAGGAGUUGCAACAUCACUUCUUCCUGGAGGAAGAACUACUCACUCCAGAUUUAAAAUUUCAUUGGACUUUUCCAAGAAUAAAACCUGUCAAUUGAGCAAGCAAAGCAGCAUGGCACAAUUAAUCAUUGAAUGCAAGUUGUUCUUGUGGGAUGAAGCAUCAAUGGCAAAAAGAGAAAGUAUUGAAACAUUUGAAGAAUUGCUGAAAGAUGUAAUGGAGACUGACGAUCCUUUUGGAGGCAAAGUUGUAAUUUUUGGGGGCGAUUUUCGCCAAACUCUUCCCGUUAUUCUAGGAGUUACUAAGGACCAGUUAAUUCAGGCUAGCCUCCUACAUUCUUCAUUAUGGUUUAGGAUGCACAAAAUAAAGCUAACACAGAACAUGAGGGCUGUCUUAGAUCCUGCCUUUUCACAAUUCUUGCUCGCUGUUGGGGAAGGUGCAGAACCUAGAUUUCAGGCAGAUUAUGAGGAUUUUUUGAAUUCUCAAAAUCCAAAGGUUCUUCCUCCACACAAACUCAUGCUAAAAGAAAACUGUCCCUUGAUCUUGCUCAGGAAUCUAAAUCCAGCUGAAGGAUUGUGCAAUGGCACAAGACUUAUUUGUCGACAGCUAAGACGCCACACUAUCUGUGCUGAGAUAGCUUUUGGUCAGCAUAAAGAGAAGAAGAUUUUCAUUCCCAGAAUCCCAUUACAGACACCGAAUAAUGAAAAGAAUGGGAUUCCAUUCAUCAAAACACAACUUCCAGUUCACCUUUGUUUUGCAAUGACAAUUAACAAGGCUCAAGGCCAAACUCUUGACUAUGUUGGUGUAUAUCUAAAGGAACUCAUAUUUUCUCAUGGACAAUUAUACGUUGCACUCUCUAGAGCAAAAACUGCUAAUGCAGUUAAAGUUCUCAUGCUUCCAGGAACUUUUGCUGAAGUAAAAACUGACUGCAAAACAAGAAAUAUUGUGUUUGAUGAAAUAUUGCAGUUGUCUAAUUGA